GACAAAAUUUUCAUCAUUCAGUCUCCAACCUCGAAGCCGACAAGAUGCAAACCCAGAUCUUCUCCAAGCUUUCCCUGGCCUUGGCCGCCACCCUGCUGCUGCUUUCCGGCCCAGCUGCCCAAGCCGGACCCAUCGAAGACCGUCCGGCCGUGGCCACCGUCCAGUUCCGAAGCCUGUUCGACAACUCGGUCUGCACCGGCUACCAAGUUUUCAACAACCUGUUCGUCACCGAAGCCCGUUGCCUGGACACGGAAGCUAGCGCCAUCAACGGAAUGUACAACUUGGACUUUGAGAACGAGGGCCUGCAGGAGAUUGAAGCGUUCGCGAUGAAACCCGUUGACGAGAAGAACGUCCUGAUCAUGCGGAAGGACGUGGAGUCGCAUCGCCGUUUGGUCCGGUCGGGCCGUCAGGAUGAAGCCACUACGGCCCACCCCCACACCACGGCCGGUGCCGGCUUCCGCGAGGCCAACGUGACGCUGAUGGGAGCCACCCUGCUGAUGCUGCUGGGAUUCAUCACCAAGAAGCAGUGAAGAAGUGAGCGUGAAGAUUCUGUAUCUUUAUUAUAUGAAGCGUUUGGAGAAUAAAACCAGCUAUUUAAUGCUAAUA
Culex pipiens pallens (northern house mosquito) is the source of this 606-nucleotide messenger RNA. RefSeq lists its product as uncharacterized. The coding region runs from base 45 to 530 and encodes 161 amino acids. The transcript has 2 exons. NCBI's taxonomy places the organism in Eukaryota, Metazoa, Arthropoda, Insecta, Diptera, Culicidae. The record is from RefSeq and is a predicted model, not a curated record.